AGUUGUGCAUUUGGUCUUGAAAUCGUAUAAGAUUAAUUAGAAAACAAUGUCUCAAUUGAAAAACAGAUCUUCACAAUGCUUAUGGACAAGUACUAGUUGCAUUUUGUUAUUAUCAAUGUCGUCGAUGACUCUUGGAGCUGUCUCUAGACAUUAUGGAGAAGCUCUCACAAAGACUCUUUUGUAUUUCGAAGCUCAACGCUCUGGAAAAUUGCCAUCAAACCAAAGAGUUAACUGGAGAGGAGACUCUGCACUUAGAGACGGUUCUGAUGCCCAUGUUGAUCUCACUGGGGGGUACUAUGACGCUGGAGACAACAUGAAGUUUGGAUUCCCAUUGGCGUUCACGACGACAAUGCUAGCAUGGAGCAGUGUUGAGAUGACAUCGCAGCUUAAGGCUCAUAAAGAGCACAAAAAAGUCCUUGCAGCUCUCAAAUGGGCCACUGACUAUCUUAUCAAAGCCCACCCAGAGUCCAAUAUUCUUUACGGACAAGUGGGAGACGGCAACUCGGACCAUGCAUGCUGGAUGAGACCCGAGGACAUGACAACUCCACGUCCUUCUUACCGCAUUGAUGCUCAGCAUCCAGGUGCUGACCUAGCCGGCGAGACAGCUGCAGCUAUGGCUGCAGCUUCUCUAGCUUUUGCACCAUAUAACGCAGCCUAUGCCAAAAAACUCAUUAGUCACGCAAAAGAUCUAUUUGAAUUCGCUAAGGCUCACCCUGGCGUCUACCAAAGCUCCAUAUCUAACGCAGGUGGCUUCUACGCGAGCAGCGGCUACGAAGAUGAGCUAUUAUGGGCCGCGGCUUGGCUCCACCGUGCCACUAAGAAACAGAUUUAUCUCAACUAUUUAAAUGAAGCAUCUAAUACCGGAGGUUCAAGGACUGUUUUUGCAUGGGAUGAUAAGUUCGUGGGUGCACAAGUCUUGAUGGCCAAGCUUGCACUUGAAGGGAAAGUAAAGAUCAACAAGAAGAUGGAAGAGUACAAGAGUAUGGCUGAGCAGUUUAUUUGCAACUGUGCUCAAAAGGGCUCCAAUAACGUUAAGAUAACUCAGGGAGGUUUGCUUUGGUUCUUGCCGUGGAACAACCUCCAAUACACCACGGCCGCUUCCUUUGUCCUCUCUGCCUAUUCAAAGUAUCUUAAAGCCGCUAAUGCAUCCAUCAAAUGUCACGGUGGAUCUCUUCAAGCUUCUGAUCUUCGUAACCUCGCUCGUGCCCAGGUAGACUACAUACUUGGCUCAAACCCCAAGAACAUGAGCUACAUGGUUGGAUUCGGAACCAAUUAUCCUAAGAGACCACACCAUAGAGGAGCCUCUAUAGUGUCGAUCAAAAAGAACAGAACCGCUGUGGAGUGCAAUGCAGGGUUCAACGAUUGGUAUCACAGUCCUGCACCAAACCCUAACGUACUAACCGGAGCACUCGUGGGAGGACCCGACGAGAACGAUGCUUACGGAGAUGAGAGGACUGAUUUCCAGCACAGUGAGCCUGUGCCAGCCACCGUUGCUCCAUUUGUUGGUGUUUUGGCCGCCAUUGCUUGA
This is a messenger RNA of Brassica oleracea var. oleracea, 1528 nucleotides long. RefSeq names its product endoglucanase 14-like. NCBI's taxonomy places the organism in Eukaryota, Viridiplantae, Streptophyta, Magnoliopsida, Brassicales, Brassicaceae. The record is from RefSeq and is a predicted model, not a curated record. Gene Ontology annotation, biological process: carbohydrate metabolic process. Gene Ontology annotation, molecular function: hydrolase activity, hydrolyzing O-glycosyl compounds. The coding region runs from base 47 to 1528 and encodes 493 amino acids. The transcript is spliced from 4 exons.